GGCAAUGAUUAAUGCGACGAAGAGGUGAUGUGAUGUGGCGAAACUUCGGCUGGACGGCCAUUCUGGCUACAUGGACGAUAUUCCUGAUAUUGAACAGCGGCUUAGCUGGCGAACGAGUUCUCAAUAAACCGCAAAACAACAAUGAAGACACUCCUUACAGCCUGCAUCGUGGAGCAACGUAUCCCGUUUUCGAUAGGAAAGUUAUCGAUGAUUCCAGGUUACGAUACGCGAAAGGAAAUUACAAAUCGAAUGAUCGUUCAUCAAUGCAUGCGAAAGCAGUUUCUCCGGGAUUCAAAAAUACGGAAAAUCGCGAUUCACGAGUCAAUGGCUAUGAAAAGCGCAUUGCGAUGUCAAAUACAAUGGCUACGGCGAAGCACUUGAAAGGCAGCGACGACAAAAGUGCGCGACUGAUUACGAAAAGAACGGGAAACGUAUGGUUGUCGCAAGUUACUGUUAUGGAAAAGUCAAAGAGUACGAGGAAUUAUCUCAAGUUCGUGUCGAGCCUACGUCCGACGCCAUCGACGUCUCGAGAGUUGAAAAGCGCCUCGCGAGAAAGAAGACGUAAAGAAAGGGCUACCUAUGUGUACUUGAACGAUCAUAAAAAGACAGGAACGAUAAGACACGAUACUCGGUCGCAUGGCGAGAAAGGCGGACGGUGGAAAAAGCACGAGAGGGAUCGGAUCUUUAGCGACGUAAAUGGGAUGACCGCAUUCUUCCCCGGCAAAAUCACAAAGAACCCGCGCAUCGAGGAAGACAGUUCUGCACAGAAGUUCGAAAAUUCCGAUAUCUCGCAACUCAAAACUAUGGAGGGCAUCGAGUCCGGACGCACCGACGGAACACACGAACGUAAUAAGAACGAAGGGGAUUCCCGUCUCGAGCUGAAAAACUGUACGAAUAAAUUGAUUUACGUUGAGGCCAACGGCAAAUCUCGAAAAGUGGAGGCAACUUUUUCAAACUGCUCAAGUUCAAAGGAAAAUCAGAGUCGUGAGAAUGAGACUAAUGCAACAACCACUACAGGUAACACGAUCACAGAAAACUCGCCGUACCAACGUCCCGUAGCUGCCACCUGGACUACAUUAAUCUUCAACUCCAAAAUCUCGAGUGCAAACGGAGAAGUUGGUGAUGAAGAAAACACCGUGAGUCCCUACCACCCUUUGGAGAAGGUAUAUUCGAAAUCCUAUAAAGCGGAUAAAUUUCUAGCAGUCGAAACAUACAAACGUGACGAAUAUUCAAAGGUAGGAUUUAAAGUACGUACAGAUACGUACGCGAAUAAGAAAGGAAACGGGAACGUCUUCGAUUCGUUCACUUUUCGCACAUCGAAUUCGCUCAAAAACCAUUUCACUGGGAAAAGAGUCAGCUCCGCGAGGCGUCCCUUUUUAUACAAAAAGAAAAACGCACUGAAGACGAGCGAUAUAUUUGAUCGACGACAUCCAUAUCACGCUUCGAAAAGCGAUAUUGAUGUAAGAAUAAAUAGAAAAACAGCGAAUCCCGGCGAGAUGCGUACAAGAAAGAAAACGGAAGAAAAGAAGAUUACCGCUGCUGCAAACUACGCAACGCACAACGCGCUCGAAUUCGAGCCUGUUUUGUUGCCAAAUAAUUUAUCUAUCAAGGGAACCGAUCAAUCGAACUUGGAUCAGAUGCGAACGCGUAUUUCAGUCACGCAGAAAAGGAAUCCGGUGCACGUACGACACGUCGGGCCCGACGCGGGCUGCGAGCGCCCGCGGAGAACCGAGUUCGAGGCCGAAGUUCGUGACGCGUUUCGAAUCGGCCUCCGGAAUGUCUCCGGUCUAUCGAGGAUCGCGAAAUUCGGCGGCUCCAUCGACUCGACCGGCUCCCAAAAACCUCAUCAUGACCGCCCAAAGUACUCGCAGAAAUUUCGCGCAAUCAAUACCGGAAUGCGGCCUCCACGCAUCGCUGAGACAACUGAUGGGGGAUCAGAAUUCAACCAAGAGCCUCGAGGAGCCGAGAGCAUAUCUGUCUUUUUCGGUGCAGCGAAUGUCAGCGAUAAUUCGACCGAGAUGCGGAAGAUUAAUGGGCGUGUGCAGUCAUCGAGCGAACUUACGGAUGAGCCCGAAUUAGAAAAUGUCAGAGUUACGACGAGACGUGGUGGAAAUCAUCGAGACAUGCAUGAAGGAUCUGGAUUUUAUUCACGAAGCGAUGGUAUCCAUAACUCAAAGCAUCGGCGAUACAAGCGCCAGGAAGAGCGGAAUACUCCGGGGAUCUCGGCAUCAACUGAAUUCGAUAGCGGGACGCGGAAGACACUCGAUACGGCGAGGGCGACAACAGCGUCGAACUUGCUAAUCGAAUUUAGUGCGAAUCCACCCAUUUCGGCCACUCAAGUAAAUAAUAUAGUAUCAACUAGCGCGAAGAAAGUUCGUACUUCUGUAGAAACACUGCCGACUUCGAAAUACGAAGAAUUUCAGAAAGAGUGGCAAUCGAGCCCAUUGGCGACCGAACGCGACGAGAGAUACACGAUUGCUCCGGCAAAAGUGGUUUCCGAUGCUUCUGACUCAUUAGAGAUAUCGUUGAUAGAUGCCCCGAUGACGUUAAACGCCAGUUUGGCAGAAAGGCCGUUUCUAAUCAAAGCGCACGAUCGCUCGAGGGCGGUAACUAAAACAGACAACUCUAUCGUUCCGAAAGAACUGCCCUCGGCUGCGGAAGCAAAUGUGCGAGUAUCCGACGCUGCGAACAGAAACGUCUUGGAGGUAUCUUCGACCGAGCUCGUUAAUUCGCAAGAGGGACAUGGAGCGUACGGUAACGAAUCCGUUUGGACCAUUGACCCACUUCCACAAAGGAACAGUGAUUCUCCUCGAGGUGUCCUCGAAGGCAUCACCACGGAGAAUAUCAUCGACUCGUUGGCUAGUGACGUGCUCUCGGACCAGUGGCCUGUAAAGCAUAGCGCGGUAGUGGAAGGUGAUCUUGUUCUCGGUGGACUGAUGAUGGUGCACGAAAGGGAAGAUAGAAUUACAUGUGGUCCUGUAAUGCCUCAGGGCGGAAUUCAAGCUCUCGAAGCUAUGCUGUACACGUUGGACACUCUCAAUGAUCGGGAGAUUGUGCCAGGCGUCAAGAUCGGGGCGCACAUACUCGAUGACUGCGACACGGACACGUACGGUCUUGAGAUGGCGGUGGAUUUCAUUAAGGGUUCGAUAAGCAACAUAGACGGCGCGGAAUAUCACUGCAACAAAACUGCCGUGCGAAAAGUAAUCAGUGGAGUCGUUGGUGCAGCGAGCUCGGUAACUUCGAUUCAGGUUGCCAAUCUUCUGCGAUUGUUUAAAAUUCCGCAAGUUUCCUAUUUCUCGACAAGUCCAGAGCUUUCCAACAAACAACGCUUCGAAUAUUUCACUCGCACCAUACCUAGCGAUCACUAUCAGGUCAAAGCGAUGGUCGACAUUGUACUGACGAUGGGUUGGAGCUACGUUUCCAUCAUUUACGAGGAGAGCAACUAUGGUAUAAAAGCUUUCGAGGAACUCGAGGAACUACUAGGGAGAUAUAACAUAUGUAUCGCCGUCAAAGAAAAGUUGGUGAAGGACUCUGGAGUCGCCAAGGAGUUCGCCUACGACGACAUAGUUUCAAAGUUGCUGACAAAACCACGAGCAAGAGGUUGCAUUAUCUUCGGCUCCGACCAAGAAGUCGCCGGGGUCAUGAGGGCGGUCAGGCGUCGCAAGGCGACCGGCGUUUUUUCCUGGAUCGGAAGCGAUGGCUGGAGCGCAAGAGGAUUAGUGAGCAACGGUAACGAGCCGGAAGUUGAGGGCACUCUAUCUGUCCAACCUCAGGCGAAUCCCGUUAAAGGUUUCGAAGAGUACUUCCUCAGCUUGACCGUCGAGAACAAUCGGAGGAACCCGUGGUUCGUCGAAUUUUGGGAAGACCAUUUCAAAUGCCGAUACCCAAACGCGCCCCGGACACGCUAUAACGCAAAUUAUACAAAAAAUUGCACGACAAAGGAACGUCUCACCAAGCAGAAUACGGCUUUCGAGGAUCAACUGCAAUUCGUUUCCGACGCAGUAAUGGCAUUCGCUUACGCUUUUCGAGAUAUGCAUCACGACCUUUGCCACGGAAAGGUGGGAUUGUGCGAUGAAAUGAAACCGACGAAAGGAACAACGCUUUUGCAGUACCUGCGCAAGGUGGAUUUCGAGGGUCUAAGCGGAGACAAAUUUAGAUUCGACAAGAACGGCGACGGACCAGCGCGGUACAACAUCAUACACUUCAAGCAAACCGAGUCGGGCAAGUACAAGUGGAUUCGCGUGGGCAAAUAUUUGGAAGGCGAGCUGCGACUAAACAUGUCGGAAAUCCAAUUUAAACUCGGACAUCCUCAACCACCCGAAAGCGUGUGCUCCUUGCCUUGUGAGGUCGGUCAGGCAAAGAAAUAUGUCGAGAGUGAGAGAUGCUGCUGGCAUUGCUUUAAUUGCACUCAAUACCAGAUACGGGAUCCCAAGGAUGAGACACAGUGCAGUCAGUGCAAACGAGGUACGUUGCCAGACGAAACGCAUUCGAUGUGCCAGGAAGUUCCGGAAGAGUUUCUACGUCCGGAAAGUGGAUGGGCAAUAGGCGCAAUGUCUUUCUCCGCCACGGGAAUUUUGGUGACGUUAUUUGUUUGCGGCGUUUUCCUCAAACACAACGACACGCCUGUCGUGCGCGCGUCUGGACGAGAGCUAUCUUACGUGCUUCUCUCGGGAAUUCUACUCUGUUACCUCGUCACAUUCACUCUGAUAUUCAAACCCACGCACGUUGUCUGCGGUAUCCAAAGAUUCGCCGCGGGCUUCUGCUUCACGGUAGUAUACGCAGCUUUAUUAACGAAGACCAAUCGAAUCUCAAGAAUCUUCAACGCCGGGAGUGCAAAGAGGCCGUCCUUCAUAUCACCGCGGUCGCAACUUAUUAUCUGCACCGGACUGGUAUCCGUGCAGAUCUUAAUUAACAUAGUUUGGAUGAUUAUCGAUCCCGCGAGAGCGAUGCAUCACUAUCCCACGAUGGAAGACAAUCUGCUCGUAUGCAACAACUACAUCGACACCAGCUAUAUGAUCGCAUUUACAUAUCCCAUAAUAUUAAUAAUUGUGUGUACUAUCUACGCCAUCCUUACGAGAAAAAUUCCAGAAGCUUUCAACGAGAGCAAGCACAUCGGUUUAACGAUGUAUACAACAUGCGUCAUAUGGCUCGCUUUUGUACCUUUGUACUAUGGUACCGGAAGCAACGUCGCACUGAGAAUUACCUCGAUGUCUGUAACAAUCAGUCUUUCUGCAUCCGUAACGGUGGUUUGCCUCUUCAGUCCAAAGCUGUACAUUAUUUUAAUCCGACCCGAGAGAAACGUCCGCCCGACUGUAAGGGCAGGAAGACCCAACCCGACGAAAAGUUCGGCGAUAACUGCCACAAAUGCCUCGAGUAUGAUGGGGCCGGUGACGGCGACGACGGUUCUGACAGCCGCUACUUGCGACCAGAAUAAAGCCAUCAAGAAACAUAUCGCGUCCACCAUGGACUGCUCCACUCAGAGCGAAUAUUACGAAAUGGAAUUGAAGGAGCGGAAAAACGGGGAAUCGCUGACGACGUGCAUCUCGCGAUCAACGCAGACGGCUGUCAACGAGAAGGAAUUUGUGACCGUGGUGACGAGUAAUAAAAAGUCACCGGACGUAAUCGUGUCCGCGAGUAACAUGGAAUCAAAUAGCACAACGACGAAACGACUCAACAGCAAUGCCAGGAUAGGCAACGGGCCGCUUUCCCAGAGCGACGUCUCGUUAUAGCGGAAGGUAGAGCUGUCAACGGAAUCGCCGGUAUUAACUGUUAGUUUAAAACCGAUCUCAAAGAACCCCGUUAUCGUUUGAUUUAUUCUGUUGUACACUGUACAUACGACUAGAUCCUCGCCAACGCAUUUCUCGACAAGACGAAGUCAAAUAUUGAAAAUUAUUUUCAAGCAACUUAUCGUCAGGUGCCCCUCGCUAUAGGCAAAAUGUAAGCGGCAGUCAAACGCCAAUUUGCUCGAUGACACGUACUUAAAAUUAUCCAUUACCAUUGGAUUAGAGUUGAGUGAAUAUGAGGUAGAAGAGAAAUUUAUUAUACGAUGUGCCGAAAAUAUAUAUAUCCUGAGACGCACGAUAUGUUACAAACUUAUAAUCUUAAGUUACAUGUAAGAGGACAAAUAAACAUAAAUGAGCGUACAAUGAAAGAGCAUUAGAGUUAAAGAUUGUUUUGUUACUUAAUAAUGUACGCAACGAAGAAAUAUAUAUAAUUUAGAGAUUUAUUAUGCUGAAUCUCUCACUACAUCAUCACAUUUACCGUUACUUAACAAGCACGUAACGUAAUCAAAUAUCAAUUCUCUUCUCUGGAAAAAAAAAUUAACGAGGAAAGUCGUUAUAUUAAUUUCGCUCGCAUCUAACGAAUAAAAUAACUAGACGUUUAACAUUAUCCAUUUUUAUAUCUUCUACUCUUUUAUAUAAAAAAAAACACUAACUGGAUUUUAAUAGUUCGAUAGACACUAAAUACUUUAAUAUGUUACAAUGCAAUGUAUUAAUGUCUUAAUCCGUAUAAUAUUUCGUUAUAAAUUAAAAAUUCGUUUUCCUUCAUUGAAAAUUAUGAUGUAAUUUACAUUUGAAAUCGUAUUAAUUGUAAGUCGCUGUUAAAGAUACAUAUCUUUAAAAAAUGUCUUAAAAUCUCUUAAACUUUUGAUAUUUCUAUCUCUUGCUUCGUGUUUUCUAUAGGUAACGUAAUAUUAAUAAUUGAGGAAAAUUCUAUAUUAUCUUUUUACAUGGCCACGUCUCGAUAUUCACAUCAUUUUGACACUUCUUGUCUGAUAUGCCGAGUGUCAUAAAAAUUCAAACGUUUAAACAUAAUUCAACAAAUUUACAAAAUUAUCCUGUCUGAAACGGAAGUUGUAAUUUAAACCUUUUAAUAUUGUAUAAUUACGAGGUAAAUAUUUAAAAGUACUUUCGUUUAUUAGGUAACAAAUUCGUAAGUUUUCUAAGAAAAAUUAGCAUUAAGUGUAAUGUUCACAUUGCUGUACACGUUACAUCUAAUUAUUGUAAAUAUACAUUUGUAAAUAUGUAAACUUAGAAUUGAAUCUAACAUAACGCGCACUUCACGUGUCGUUAAAGCGAAGUGCGAGUACAUUUUAGAUUAGGCUAAUAUUAUAACAUCAAAAAUUUAGCCAAUAUUAUGAUAUUAAAUUUAUUGUUUAGGAAGAUUUUCUGCAAACUAUAGGAAUUGCUCUUCGUAGAAAAAACAUGUGCAAAUUGCAUAGUGUCAUAACUCAUAACAGUAGCGCAAAUUUGGUUUUGCAAUACGUAAUUCUUGUUAUUAUUAGAAUAUAAUUAAGUAUUGUAGAACAGAUUCUUAUUGACGAUGUGAGGAAGACUGUAUUAAUUUUACGUAAGACUUGACAUAUUCCAUUCGCGUUAAACAUAUCGUCUCUAAACUAAAACACCUACUUUAUAUUUUGCUGUGAAAAUUUGUCAGUACCUCAUUCGAUCAUUUGCAAUUGCCAUCAAUUUAUCUGUGAUUUAUUUGUAUACGUCUAGAAAUGUAAAUCAAUGUAUACUUGUAAAUCAUUAUCACUGUACUUGAAGUAUUUCAAAUUCUCUGUAUAUGUACGGACAUUCAAAUAUAAUAUAACGUUUAUCAAUA
Molecule: messenger RNA, 7605 nt
Organism: Vollenhovia emeryi
Lineage: Eukaryota; Metazoa; Arthropoda; Insecta; Hymenoptera; Formicidae
Gene: Glurb
Exons: 15
Coding region: 12-5729 (1905 amino acids)
Biological process (GO): G protein-coupled receptor signaling pathway
Cellular component (GO): membrane
Molecular function (GO): adenylate cyclase inhibiting G protein-coupled glutamate receptor activity
Source: RefSeq, a predicted model, not a curated record